Molecule: messenger RNA, 2989 nt
Organism: Pseudophryne corroboree (corroboree frog)
Lineage: Eukaryota; Metazoa; Chordata; Amphibia; Anura; Myobatrachidae
Product: zinc finger protein OZF-like
Exons: 1
Coding region: 74-1771 (565 amino acids)
Biological process (GO): regulation of transcription by RNA polymerase II
Cellular component (GO): nucleus
Molecular function (GO): DNA-binding transcription factor activity, RNA polymerase II-specific; RNA polymerase II cis-regulatory region sequence-specific DNA binding
Source: RefSeq, a predicted model, not a curated record
UUUUGUAUUUCCAUAAUGUAUUUUAUUUCCAGCAGAUGGACACACAAGCAGGAAUAUCUCAGAAGGACAUCUAAUGUUAUCCCCGGAUUGUGACAUAAAAGAUAAUGACAGUAGACAGGAUUCUCCAGGAAAUAAUCCCAUUACCCCAAUUAUACAUCCAGCUCUAUCAGCUGAUCCCUCUGAUCCUGGGAAAUGUUCUCCUGAUCACUCUGAUAUUGGUGCAUCUGUUACAGCUCUGACAGUAGAUACAGUGUUUCCAUGUUCUAUAGAUGCCAAAUGUUUUACACAGAACACAAAGCUUAUUACCCAUCAGCCAGCUAAGGCAGCUGAGAGGCAAUUUCCAUGUUCUGAGUGUGGAAAAUGUUUUACAUACAAAUCAGCUCUUGUUAGACAUCAGAGAAGUCACACAGGUGAGAGGACAUUUCCAUGUUCUGACUGUGGAAAAUGUUUUACUUGGAAAUCAUGUCUUGUUACACAUCAGCAAAGUCACACAGGUGAGAAGCCAUUUCCAUGUUCUGAGUGUGGGAAAUGUUUUGGCCGGAAAUCACAACUUGUUAGACAUCAGAGAACUCACACAGGUGAGAGGCCAUUUCCAUGUUCUGACUGUGGAAAAUGUUUUACUUGGAGAUCAAGUCUUGUUACACAUCAGCAAAGUCACACAGGUGAGAAGCCAUUUCCAUGUUCUGAGUGUGGGAAAUGUUUUGCCCGGAAAUCACAUCUUGUUAUACAUCAGAGAAGUCACACAGGGGAGAAGCCAUUUCCAUGUUCUGAGUGUGGGAAAUGUUUUGCAGGCAAACCAGAGCUUGUUAGACAUCAGAGAAGUCACACAGGUGAGAAGCCAUUUCCAUGUUCUGAGUGUGGGAAAUGUUUUGCAGACAAACCAGAGCUUGUUAGACAUCAGAGAAGUCACACAGGUGAGAAGCCAUUUUCUUGCUCUGAGUGUGAGAAAUGUUUUUCACAGAAAUCACAUCUUGUUGAUCAUCAGCGAAGUCACACAGGUGAGAAGCCAUUUCCAUGUCCUGAGUGUGGGAAAUGUUUUGCAGACAAAUUACAUCUUGUUAGACAUCAGAGAAGUCACACAGGUGAGAAGCCAUUUUCUUGCUCUGAGUGUGGGAAAUGUUUUGCCCAGAAAUCACAACUUGUUAGACAUCAGCUAAGUCACACAGGUGAGAGGCCAUUUCCAUGUUCUGAGUGUGGGAAAUGUUUUGCCCUGAAAUCAGAUCUUGUUAAACAUCAGAGAAGUCACACAGGUGAGAAGCCAUAUUCUUGCUCUGAGUGUGGGAAAUGUUUUACACAGAACUCAUAUCUUGUUAUACAUCACAGAAGUCACACAGGUGAGAAGCCAUUUCCAUGUUCUGAGUGUGGGAAAUGUUUUGCAGACAAAUUACAUCUUGUUAUACAUCAGAGAAGUCACACAGGUGAGAAGCCAUUUUCUUGCUCUGAGUGUGGGAAAUGUUUUGACCGGAAAUCACAACUUGUUAGACAUCAGCUAAGUCACACAGGUGAGAGGCCAUUUCCAUGUUCUGAGUGUGGGAAAUGUUUUGCCCUGAAAUCAGAUCUUGUUAAACAUCAGAGAAGUCACACAGGUGAGAAGCCAUAUUCUUGCUCUGAGUGUGGGAAAUGUUUUACACAGAACUCAUAUCUUGUUAUACAUCACAGAAGUCACACAGGUGAGAAGCCAUUUCCAUGUUCUGAGUGUGGGAAAUGUUUUAGACAGAAAUCACAUCUUGUUACACACCAGAGAAAUCACACAGGUGAGAAGCCAUUUUAAUCUUCUGGAGUAUACUUAUUAUUGCCAUGCGUUGUUCUUCAAGGUUCUUAUCCUAUGUCCUGUGCUUUUUGCAAUAUACAUGCAACCACUGGGUGAAAUAAUCGGCUGUCAUGCCCUCAUCUACCACUGCUAUGCAGAUGGUCUGUCUUUUGUUCUGGGUACUGAGAACCCAGUACCAAUCCUAAAUGUCUAGCUGAGCUCCAGGUGUGGGUGAUGCCAGUUGGCUGUGACUCAGUCCUGGUGAAACAGGUCUUUAUGAUAGAAGCUCACCAACAAAGGACAGGGCUACAGCUCAGCUUUGUUACCAACCAGACUUACGCUUGGGGGUUCAGGUUUACAUAAUGCUGAUCCUGUGCAGAAUCUUGGUGUCCUGGAUGGUGGAGUGACACUUAGACAUCAGGUAUCAGCCACACUCAGAUCCUCAUCUGAGGAACAUAGUCAGACUCCAGCACUUUAUUCCCUCAGAAAAUCUACCUACAGUCAUACAUGCACUUGUAUCAUCACACAUAGACUACUGCAAUGUCCUCUACCUGGGUCUCCCAGCAAAAGAAUUGCACCGCUUGUAGUUUGUACAGAAUACAGCAGCCUGGCUGUUACCUAACCAGCCCGUUCCUGCCACAUAACACCCAUUCUCUGCUCCCUUCACCGGCUCCCUGUAAGAUGGUGACUCUGGGCCUAAUUCAGGUUGGACUACAGUGUGUGAUCCAAACUGAAUUAUUGAGAAAAACUUGCGGACGCAUGCGCAGCGCCCGUCCUGCGUAUGCACCUGCAUUCUCUACAGGGGGCUGUAGGAAAUGUGAUUGCUUCUUGUUAAUCAGGUAGAGGCUGUCACGGGGUGGGGGGUAAAGCUCCAUUUCCAGUGAGAAGAUGUAGCGUUACAAGUGCGGUGUUGCGAGAAAGGGAGGCGGACAAACGGUCAUGUUCACUGUGGCUGCAUGACAUCACACGCAGCCAUCGCAAUCUAGAAGAACGCGUUGGGGAUCCUGCAGGCACAGCUAAGCUGGCAGGAUGCUUCACUAGUUUCUAAGAUGAAGCAGAAAUUGUGGAGCGAUCGCAAUUUCUGCUUCAUAAAGGGGGGAGGCGCCGGUCAGCAUACUAGGCUGCCUCGCCCUGCGAUGGGCAGCCCCCAGCACGCUAGAAAAAGGAUUGCUAAUUAGCAGCAUCUGCUAUCCUUACUGACUUACUGUAGGCCCCUAUUACAGAAUCUUACUGACUCUC